GCGCGCUGAAGCGCACCAAUCAGGAUGCCAAAUGAGGGAAAUCCGCCGAAGGCUAGCCAAUUAGGGAGCUCACUCCUCUCCCAGGAAAUGCUGUCGAUUUGGCGGAAGUCCCGCCUCCCCACUCGCCCGCCCCCAUCAAAGAUGGCUGGUGAGUCUGCAAUGGAGCUGCUUUUUCUUGACACAUUCAAGCACCAGAACUCUGAGCAAGGCAGCAAUGUUGAUGUAGUUCGAUUUCCGUGUGUGGUUUACAUCAAUGAAGUGCGGGUCAUCCCACCAGGAGUCAGAGCACACAACAGCUUACCAGACAGCAGGGCUUAUGGGGAGACCUCGCCACACACAUUUCACCUGGACUUGUUUUUCAACAAUGUUAGUAAGCCAAGUGCUACCGUGUUUGACAGACUGGGGAGUUUGGAUUACGAUGAAAACUCAUCAAUCAUCUUCCGGCCAAAUGCUAAGAUCAAUACAGAUGGGUUGGUGCUGAAAGGAUGGUACAACUGCCUGACUCUGGCAGUCUAUGGAUCUGUAGACCGAGUUAUCAUUAGCCAUGACCGAGAGUCUCCUCCUCCUCCGCCACCGCCACCACCGCCUCCCCAGCACCAACAGAUUGGUCUAAAAAGAAAUACCAAACAUGUUGAAGAAGACAAAGAUGAUCAAUACAAUGGUAGCCCCCCAAGGCCGCAGCCGAGAGGGCCCAGAACUCCCCCUGGCCCUCCGCCACCAGACGAUGAUGACGAGGAUGAGCCUAUGCCAGCCUCGGGUGGAGAGAUAGAAGAUGAUGGAUUACAUAGAGAAGGAUAUUUUGAACCCAUAUCCCCUGAUCGAGUUUCUGUCCACCCUGAUGGCAACUAUUCAGAUGAAGACGAUGGGGAAGAUGAUCCCCAGGAUGAGGGAGAUGAAGACGAUGAGGAUGAAGAUGAUGAUGACGAUAUCAAUGCUGAAGAUGAGGAGGAUGAGGAAGAUGAUCAGACUGGUGACAGCAUAGCUGACGAAGAGGAUGAAGAUGAUGAGGGUGAUGACGAGGAUUUAGAAGAUGAUGGCUACGAACAAAUUUCAAGUGAUGAAGAUGGGAUUGCUGAUUUUGAGCGGGAGGCAUUUAAAUACAUAGACUAUACUCCUGAGGAUUUGGCAUCUGUACCCACCAUGGCCUAUGACCCAUAUGACAGGGACUUGGGCCCUCUUCUAUACUUCAGUUGUCCGUACAGAACUGCAUUUGAGAAUGAAAUCUGCAGACUUCAGGAACUAGAUCUAGACAAAGAAAACUCUGGGGAAAAUGAAACAUCUUUGAAGCUAACUGAAUUACUUGAACUGUAUCAAGAUGACAGAGGCUCCAAGUGGGUCACUGCAUUAGAAGAAGUCCCUGGUUUAAUUGUGAAAGGACUGAGCUUUGGCAUGCUUAAGGAACCUGGAAGAGAUCACCUCAGUCAGCUAGUUGAUUGGGCCAUGCAAGCAUUGGACUUGCAGCUUGCACUUCAGCAGCCUAUUGCUUUAAAUGUGCGGCAGCUGAAAGCAGGAACAAAGCUUGUGUCCUCACUGGCAGAGUGUGGGUCGCAAGCAGUAGAAGCUCUCUUAAAUGCCAAUGUCAUUGGAAAGUUGUACAACUUGUUAUUUGCAGAUCACGUGUCAUCUUCUCUCAAGCUGAAUGCUUUCAGAUCAUUAGAUAGUAUCAUCAGCACCAAUGAAGGAAUGGAAAGCUUUUUAAAACCUUCAGAAGGACAGGGGACCAAAAGUGGGUACCAGAAGCUCUUAGAGUUAAUUUUGUUGGAUCAGACUGUUAGGGUAUUCACAUCCUGUUCUGCUGUUCUGCAGAAGUGUCAUUUUUCUGAAAUUCUUUCUCAUGUGAAGAAGAUGGGAGAGCAGCUGGUAGAAAGUGCAGCAGUCCCUCAGAACCAAAAUGAACUUGGCCAGGAAGCAGAAACUGCACUUGAAAGACAGACCAGAGACUAUGAUAAUGAUGUGGAGAUGCCUAUGGAGAUGGAACAUCUCCUUGAUGCCACUAAUGUAAAUGAAGGAGAUUUAGAGAAACUGGUUGGUCUCCUGAAUGAGAUCUUACACCUAUUGGAAAAGGCACCUCAUACAAUGAUUCAGUCUCCGGUGAAGUCCUUCCCAACAUCAGCCCGCAUCACUGGACCACCAGAAAGGGAUGAUCCCUACCCUGUUUUAUUUCGGUAUCUUCACCAUCACCAGUUCCUGGAGUCUGCCACCCUCCUGCUCUCUCUGCCAGGCACCAGUUCUCACCCAGGAGUGAUGUAUGCCAUUAGAGAAAUCCUCCGAUUCCUGGCACAGUCUCAGAAAGGUCUUCUGUUUCUCUUAUUUGAGAAUGAAGCAACAAAUCUCAUUGCCAGGGCAUUGUGUCAGGCUUCUGACCAGGAGCAGGAGGAUAAUCUACCAUCUGAUAGCAACAACGAAGACUCUUUUGCCUUAUGGAUACUGCAUGCCACACAGGCUCUUCAGUACAUCUCUGAACUCUUUCACCAUUUCCAGAACUGCACUGCCACUGAAGAGACAGAUCAUGCCAACCUGCUGGGUAUUCUGCACAACCUUUAUCUAAUCACCUUCAACCCUGUUGGGAGGUCAGCUGUUGCCCAUGUCUUCAGCCUUGACAAGAACCUGCAGUGCCUCAUAACAUUAAUGGAAUUUUGCUCCAAAGAAGCUCUUGGGGACACAAAGUCGAAGAAAUCAGUAGCCUAUAACUAUGCCUGCCUACUUGUGCUGCUCGUGGUCCAGACCUCCAAUGACAUACAGAUCCUGGAGAGCCAUUCAGCGCCUCUUCUGAAACUCUGUAAAACGGAUGAGAAUAAUGCCAAGCUUCAGGAACUUGCCAAAUGGUUAGAACCAUUAAAAAGUAUUCGAUUUGAGAUAAAUUGCAUCCCGGUCCUUAUUGACUAUAUAAAGCAGAAUGUAGACAAUCUGAUGACACAGGAAGGUGUUGGCCUUCUCACUGCUCUCCGCAUCCUUUGUCAUGUAGCUUGUCCUCCGGCUCCAGUUGAAGGCCAACAGAAGGAUCUAAAGUGGAAUCUUGCUGUCAUUCAGCUCUUUUCUGCUGAAGGCCUGGACACCUUUAUACGUAUCCUCCAAAAACUGAAUAGCAUUCUCAUCCAGCCAUGGAGGCUGCAUGUAAACCUGGGCACCAUACUGUACAGAGCUAUCACUAUAUCUGUGGCACGCUGCACCCUGUCCUUGCUCAAGACUAUGUUGAUGGAACUUUUACGGGGUGGCUCAUUUGAAUUUAAAGACAUGAGGGUCCCAUGCACACUGGUCACUUUACACAUGCUCCUUUGUUCUAUUCCUCUCUCCGGAAGACUGGAUGGAGAAGAGCAGAAAGUCCAAAAUGAUAUCGUAGACAUUUUAUUAACCUUUACACAAGGAGUUAAUGAACAACUUACAAUCUCAGAGGAGACGCUGGCCAAUAACACCUGGUCACUAAUGCUCAAGGAAGUGCUUUCGUCUAUCUUGAAAGUUACUGAAGGCUUUGUCUCAGGACUCAUUAUAUUAUCGGAGCUGCUGCCUUUGCCUCUUCCUAUGCAGACCACUCAGGCUAUUGACCCCCAGGAUAUUGCUGUGGCUUUAAACACCAGAAAACUGUGGAGUAUGCACCUGCAUGUACAUUCUAAACUGCUCCAGGAUAUUGUGCGCUCCAUCUCCGGGACCUCUUGCCAACCUCUACAGCACAUGAUCAGGCGUGUCUGUGUUCAGCUCUGUGACCUGGCCUCACCCACUGCUCUACUAAUUAUGCGCACGGUACUGGAUCUCAUUGUGGAGGAUUUGCAGAGUUCUCCAGAGGAGAAGGACAAGGAGAAGGACAAGGAGAAGCAAUACACAGGACAGCUGGCGCGGCUGCUCGCACUUCUCGAUUCCUUGGCAGCCCACCGAGCAUGUAAAGUGGCAAUAUUACACCUGAUUACUGGGGGCAAAGGCGAUGAACGAUAUGCGGAGUUGUUUCAGGAGCUUCUGACUAUGAUGAAAUCAGCAGCUGACAAUGUCAUUCACCAGCAGUGUGGGGAAUAUGUCAUGUCCAUCAUACAGUAUCUCUGUGAUCAGGAUAUUGCCCUAAUCCUGCCAAGCACCACAGAAGCACAAGUUUCUGAACAAGAGCAGCUAGCUAAUGCAUUGCCCGGUAAAGAACUUCUCCCGUCCAUCUGUGAUAGUCUAAUGGAGACAUUUGCCAACAGUGAUAGCAGUUAUGCAUCUCUUCACACUGCCAUCAGAACCAUGAUGUUCCUAUCAGAGCAUGAUUACGGAUUCUACCACUUAAAGAGCUCGCUGAAGAAGCACAGCAGUGCUCUGUAUGUUGUCCUUAAACGCAUUGUGUGUGCCUUUGGGAAAGACACUGGUGAAUUGGCUUCCUCUUACUUGGACUUUAUGAGACAAAUAAUGAACUCUGAGUCAAUGGUCUGUGGGGAAGAAGGAGGAAUGAUGGAGGUAGAUGGCUCUCACCCUACAAAGACACAAGGCCUCACCACUGCUGAAAUAAAACACCUGCUCCUGAGCAAAGAGGAAACAUCAGAGAACUUGCUGCUGGAUUUAGAAAAGCUUGUUUUGGAGCAAUCCAAAGAAGAUGACAACUUAGAAUCCUUGCUGGACAACGUGUCUAGUUUUAGACAGAUAAUAGAAUCAGCCAAGACUCCAAUGCCUCUGAGUGACCAGGAUGUGGAGCCUGUCCUACCUGCAACAGACCCUUUGCAGAAUAUGUUUAACAACAGGACGGUGUACAUCCUAGCAGAUAUGUUGGAUGAACAGCUGAAAUCUUUGUCAUUUACACCUUUCCAGCCUGAAGAAGCUGACGCAGACUUAGAUAUGGUUAAAGUUGAUUUGCUUGAACUAUCAGCAAAAUGCUGCAGUGACUUUGAUUUAAAAUCAGAGUUAGAAAGAUCCUUUUUAUUGGAACCUUCAUCACCUGGUCGGACAAAAACCACAAAGGGGUUCAAGCUAGGGAAACACAAACAUGAGACUUUCAUCACAAGUGGCAAGUCCGAGUAUAUUGAGCCAGCCAAAAGAGCUCACUUUGUUCCUCUCCCAAGAGGAAGGGGCAGAGGUGGAUUUGUACAGACUAUGCGUCCUCAUGAUCUCUUCCGGCAGAGGAAACAGAACACAAGCCGGCCGCCUUCAAUGCACGUAGAUGAUUUUGUGGCAGCUGAACGUAAGGAAGUAGCACCUCCUGUUGGAAUCCCUCCACCCAAGAGGCCACCCAAAGUUUCUCAGAAGGUCUCAUCCCGUGGGGGUUUCCCUGGAAACAGAGGCGGAGGGAGAGGAGUGUUUCACCAAAGCAGAUUCUUUACUCCACCUGCUCCUAAAGUAAAUUAUAAUCGACGAGAAGGAGUUCGUGUCCUGAACUGGAGCCCACAGGCAGCACCACGAGGGGCUUAUGUAGAAAGUAGAGGAGCCCAGAGUAAUUUUGACAGAGCGCCUCUUCCUCCUCUCAGGCAAAGCUCUGCAGGAUACCGGCCAAAUCCACGUGAAAGGGUGGCCAGAGGUCGUGGCGGUAUAGGACCAUCAUGGACAAAUGCCGCUAGCAGUGCAAACAGUUCGCGUGGAAAGUUUCUUGGUGGGAACGGAAACAGAGGACGCCAUGUUCGUUCUUUUACGCGAUAGAUGGAAAAAUCAUAUUGGACAUGUGAAUAUUUCAUAAGAGAUUCUUCACUGCACUAAUGGACCAGUAUAAAAGUGUGUAAACACUUAUGGCAUUAGCCAUGCCUGGAUUAUCUUUUUGAUACACAAUUUGAAUGUUAUUGUGUAAAGCAUUUUAUUUUUGUGUACAGUCUAGUAACUUUUUUUCUGUGUUUGUUGUUUCUCCUUGCAGCUCUUUUUAAUAAAACAAGAACGAAA
This is a messenger RNA of Xenopus tropicalis (tropical clawed frog), 5823 nucleotides long. It is a transcript of the gene virma, whose product is annotated as vir like m6A methyltransferase associated. The record is from RefSeq and is a predicted model, not a curated record. Bases 25 to 5589 code for a protein of 1854 amino acids. Gene Ontology annotation, cellular component: nucleus. NCBI's taxonomy places the organism in Eukaryota, Metazoa, Chordata, Amphibia, Anura, Pipidae. The transcript is spliced from 24 exons.